Molecule: messenger RNA, 1413 nt
Organism: Bursaphelenchus xylophilus (pine wood nematode)
Lineage: Eukaryota; Metazoa; Nematoda; Chromadorea; Rhabditida; Aphelenchoididae
Source: the annotation of a GenBank genome assembly
AUGGGUCGAGUGUACCUCGAACAUGCUGGAGGGAUGAUCACAUAUCAUUGCGAGAAGUGUCACACCUACCUUACCAGUGAAAGUCGAUUGCAAUCAACUGCUUUCCAAGGUGAGAUCGCAUUUUUGUUCAUGUUUUUAGUGUUAAAUGCGAUAAUUGUCUACCCGAUACUGUAAAUACCUAAAUAUAAAACAACAAAAUCUUUCUUUUAUAAGCAUACAGUUAAUGCCAUUGGUAUUCUAGGUUCUACAGGCCCAGCAUUCCUCUUCACGGAUGUGAAAAAUGUGGAUCUGUCCAAGACAGACACGCGAACCAUGAUCACGGGUGAGCACAUUGUUCGCGAUGUGUUCUGCAAGAACUGUAGCCUCAAGAUCGGCUGGAUGUAUGAGUUUGCCUAUGCUGAAUCCCAGAAGUACAAAGAAGGUGAGGAUAAUGUUGUUUUAUUUGAUGCAAGUGUCCUCCAGAUGCUUUUUGCGAUUACUGUCGCUAUUUUUUCUGACGUUUUUCGCUUCCGUCUGUUCUAACUUUCGCUCGGUUCCCUUCUUGAUGUUUAUAUUAUACUUGCGUCUUCGGUUAUCUCAACCAAAGCGGAUAGCGUUUAUUGGAAUCAAUUGCAUCUCUAAGUGAUUAUAUCUCUCCGGUCUAUAGAACAUCAAGCCUUUCUCGUCCCGUUUCAUGGCUGUCAGCUGAGCAGGGGUGGUCGGCGGGCCGGGCCGGCCCGGCCCAAACGGGCCGGCCGGCCUCAAAAAUGGAAAUUGACAAACGGGCCGGGCCCGUCACGGGCCGGGCCGGGCCGCGGGCCUGGGGUUUUUCCGGCCCGGCCCGGCCCGUCUAAAAUACAAUGCCAAACCGUUGGCAUUCAUUGUUUUCGCGCCGGGAAAAUUAAUUGAUGUUGUUAUAGUUGCUGUUUCUCAAGUUCUAAAACGUUUACAAGUCUCUAGUUCCAUUAUAGAACCACAAAACUAUCACAUUGAUCCUUUACUAGCUAGAUCAACGCCUUUUUUGCCUCAGUUUAGAUCCCGAGCCUGGGCGCAGUUCGCAGAACCCUCUAUAGACGGGCCUGCACGGGCCGGGCCGGGCCAGGCCCGUCACGGGCCGGGCCGGGCCGGGCCUGGAAAAAGACUAGACGGGCCGGGCCGGGCCGGUCAAUUAGACGGGCCGGGCCGCGGGCCGAAAAUCGGAAAAAUAGGGUCUGCUGACCACCCCUGCAGCUGAGUGCACUAGGGAGAGACUUGGCGCAUUCGGAAAAUCAAAGAGAAAAACUUGACCCAUUUUUUAUUGCAGGUCGAUUUAUCCUUGAGCGGAAGCUGUUGACCGUCAACGAAGAUGCCUUUCAGACCGGUGUAGCCCGUUCCAGAUGUGGAUCAAACUCUUCGGCCGACAGUAGCAACGUCUCCUCGAUUACCAUUACCUAA